Messenger RNA from Piliocolobus tephrosceles (Ugandan red Colobus), 3831 nucleotides. It is a transcript of the gene VPS37C, whose product is annotated as VPS37C subunit of ESCRT-I. Gene Ontology annotation, biological process: ubiquitin-dependent protein catabolic process via the multivesicular body sorting pathway; protein targeting to membrane; protein targeting to vacuole. The record is from RefSeq and is a predicted model, not a curated record. Gene Ontology annotation, cellular component: ESCRT I complex. The transcript has 5 exons. NCBI's taxonomy places the organism in Eukaryota, Metazoa, Chordata, Mammalia, Primates, Cercopithecidae. The coding region runs from base 1212 to 2279 and encodes 355 amino acids.
AGGGAUAAGGGGUUAGGACGGUGGUCUCAGGGGCCAACUCUAGGUCAAGGGGGAAACUGGACUGUGAGAACAGGGCUCUCCCCGACCCGUUUGCCCAGAACAUAUGUGUUGUGAAGUGUUCUGUGCAGUAUGGCUUAGAUUAAAUGUUCUGUUUGGGGUAAAAAAAAAAAAAAAAAAAACUCCUUUGGAAAAGGUUGAAAGUGACAGGAUUAGGCCAAACUGGGCAAAUGGGCAGAGGAGGGAGGCGUCCUGUCCAGACUGGUUAGGCUGCUCGACCCGUCUCCCUCCACUGCCACCCUUUGACAGGUGGUAGGUGAGGGGAGGAGGGGGCAAGAUGGCCAGCCGUAGGGAAGCAGUGUGAUAGAACACACAUCCGGGGAGCCUGCUGGGAUGCUUGUGAGAAAGAGACCCUGGAGACGGGAGGACUAGUUUGCAGCCUGCACAGGGCAGGGAUGGGUGUGUGUGGGAGCCUUUGGAACACUGACUAGCUAAAACGUGGUGAUUGGACCUCACGGGUGGAGGGACCCACAUGUCUGAGCUGCCCUGGAAGUCAGGGCCAGGAGCUGAAGCCACUGAUAGGAAAGGAGACUGGGAGGUUAGUCUGGUUAGGGGAGAAAAAACGUUGUUGAGUGAGGGGAGUGGAGAUCCAGGAAUGCUGGAAUGCAGGUGUGUGCGGAGGUUCAGCAGGUUUGGGAGGAGUCCCUUUAGGGGCGGACUGGGUCAGCAAAGCCAAGCCAGUGGCGUUCGGGGCAGGGUGUGAGUGCUGGGCUCUGCAGCCUGCCCGGUGCUGUUAGAGCCUCCCAGCCAGCUGAGCGGCUUAGUUUCCUGAAGUCUUCUGCCACUCUGGGUGCCUCCCAGCAUUUGGCACAGUGAGUGGGCUCAUUACUCUUGAGUCUUCUCACUUGACGGCCCUGCCUCUGGGCAAAGGGGGGUCAGAUGGAGUUUUUCAGUGGAUUGAGAAACAUUCAGUUGUUAUGUAAAUAUUUAUGUAAAGAUGACAGUUUCCUUCAUAAAGCAAUUUCCUUGUGAGAGAUUGUGCAUUCCCCCAUGUAUGCUUAUAUUUGAGGCCUCUUGUCUAGAUUGGUUUGGAGCUUCUUUCAGAAAACCACACCCUUUGCCUCCGUCUGGGAUCAGCUCUUUCGGAGUCCUCUGGUUCCAGACCUAGCUGGGUGCCUGGCACAGCUGACAGGCAGCGUUUCCUAGCAGGAAGGAUGGAGACGCUGAAGGAUAAGACCCUGCAGGAGCUGGAGGAGUUGCAGAAUGACUCGGAGGCGAUUGACCAGCUGGCCCUGGAGUCCCCUGAGGUCCAGGACCUGCAGCUGGAACGGGAGAUGGCACUGGCCACCAACCGGAGCCUGGCGGAGCAGAACUUGGAGUUCCAGGGCCCCCUGGAGAUCAGCCGCUCAAACCUCUCGGAUAAAUACCAGGAGCUCCGGAAGCUCGUGGAGCGGUGCCAGGAGCAGAAGGCAAAGCUGGAGAAAUUUUCUUCAGCACUGCAGCCAGGGACCUUGUUAGACCUUCUCCAGGUGGAAGGCAUGAAGAUUGAAGAAGAGUCCGAGGCCAUGGCCGAGAAGUUCCUGGAGGGCGAGGUGCCCCUGGAAACGUUCCUGGAGAAUUUUUCCUCCAUGAGGAUGCUGUCCCACCUGCGCCGGGUUCGCGUGGAAAAGCUCCAGGAAGUGGUGAGGAAGCCCAGGGCUUCCCAGGAGCUGGCCGGCGAUGCCCCCCCACCCUGCCCGCCACCCCCGGCGCGCCCAGUGCCCCAGGCAACGCCCCCUGUGGUUGAAGAGCAGCCGCAGCCACCAUCAGCCAUGCCUCCCUACCCUUUGCCCUACAGCCCGUCCCCCAGCCUGCCUGUGGGCCCCACUGCCCAUGGAGCCCUGCCACCAGCCCCUUUCCCGGUGGUGUCCCAGCCCUCCUUCUACAGCGGGCCUCUGGGCCCCACUUACCCGGCAGCCCAGCCUGGACCCAGGGGUGCUGCGGGUUACUCCUGGUCCCCACAGAGGAGCACGCCGCCCCGGCCGGGCUAUCCUGGGACCCCGACUGGCGCCUCUGGGCCUGGGUACCCCUUGGCGGGAGGCAGGGCCCCCAGUCCUGGUUACCCUCAACAGUCUCCAUACCCUGCAACAGGAGGAAAACCUCCCUACCCAAUACAGCCCCAGCUCCCCAGCUUCCCAGGCCAGCCCCAGCCCUCAGUGCCCCCGCGGCCCCCUUACCCCCCUGGGCCCGCCCCUCCCUAUGGGUUUCCACCACCUCCGGGGCCUGUCUGGCCUGGGUAUUAGACGUGCUGCUGGCCCUCGGCCCCUCCCUAGUCCCACCCACGCUCAACCUUUGGCCCAGCCAUCGCCGAGAUGCGAGGGUCAACUGGAAGUGGCGUUGGUGCUCCCUGUGGACUUGCGUUGGCACCCGGAGGCCUUGGAGGGACAAGGCACUGGGCAGUGUGACUGGUCACGGCACUUGCUGGCCUUCUGGCUGGAGGUCCUCCUAGAAGCCCCUACUUUGAGUGCCUGGCUGCAGCGGUGCUAGCCAGGCUGGAGUCCCGCACCUCUCGCCGGUGUCUGUGUGAGUGAGCGUGUGCGCACGGUUAUGAGCAUCUACUUGCGGCUGCGCUCAGGGCCGUCUGAACCCAGUGCAGAGUUAUCUCGAUGAGGAGGCCCCGGGUCUCCAGCCCCUCCGUCUCCCCUGGGGUUUGGCGUAUUUGACGUGGAGCCCCAUGCCAGGGGAUGCAGCUGUUGGUGUCUGUCCAAUCCAGUCAAGGCUAGCCUGCCCACGCACUGUGGCAGGGGUUGGAUUGGAGGGAGAGAACAGAGUUGGGAAAAACAACAGGUUUGAGUCCUAUAAAGCCAUAAUUUAACUCUAGUACCUGAUGUCAGACAAGCUUGACCUGUGUCCUGUUUGAGUGGCGGCAGCGCCAGCGCAGCGAGAAGGCUGGGGGUCGUGAAGAUUGUCCCCAGACCUUGCUUGCACUAUUUGGAGAACCCAGGGGGCUGCCUCGGGCCCUCUGGCCAGAGGGAAGGGAGCAGCUCUAGCCCUGGAGAUUGUGGUCACAUUGGGGCUCGUUUAGGAGUGGAGGGCCAGGUCACCUCCCCGGCCACCCUUCUCUGGGACCCCCCACUUUAGGGUGACUUUGCCCGAGGCCCACGCAUCCAUCCACUCCUUUAGUGCCUUGAAUCUCAUUCACAAGCAGCCCCCUCCCUUUCCCUCCCCUUCCCCUCACUCCUUUGAUGUAAUCCUCCCACCCCCAGUGUCCAUCCUAAGGCAUCAAAAGAGGCCCUAACGGAACUUCCCAAAUGGUGCUUUUUAAAAAACACCAUCACUACAUUAGGGGCAGUUUUUUCGCACCUCCCUGUCUUCAGAAUGUAAAGGGUGGGGAUUAUGGCUCUGUUUAAUAUGCAGCCCCCUGCACUGUGGGGUUUGGGGCAUGUUCAGUAAUAAGAAUGAAGACGAUAGACAAAGGGGUGUGAUGAGUGUUAACUUGGUUGUUCCAGAGGUAAACCAGGUCUCAGGGAAGAGCCUGGAGCUGCUAUUGCUUAGGAAGUUGUACGUGCCUUGAAAUGUCCACUACCUGAGGUCCCAGCGUCUGGUGGGCCCGGGGCUGCUGGGGCCAAGGAGGGACCUUGACCUUCUGGUGCCUGCCCCUCCCCGGCCUACGUGCCAUCUGCGUGACGCUCGGUCAGCGGUGCCGGUUCUUUACCAAAUGUGCUUGCUUCUCCUGAGUUAUUUAUAAAGAGAAAUCACUAAUGGACUCUACUGGUUUGAGUGCUUCUGAGCUGGAUGACCGACCGCCCGUAUGUUUAUGUAAUUAAUUGCCAUAAUAAACUUUGAUGAGUCACA